AUGCUGGCAGCUACCGCCUUUCUGACCCCGAUGAAAGACAUCUUCCAGUUUCUUGAGGACACCACCAUGGUGAAGAUAACCCAUGCCAUGGGUGUCGGCGACUUCUCCGCUGUGAGGUCUAUAUUCCUGCUGGGUGUGUUUGGCGGCCUCGCCUGCGGCAUCGUGGGCGCCAGCUUAAUGACGCUGCUUGCAUACUGGCCCGCGGCCAUCGAAGUGCUUCUUGCCCCAGGUUCAGCGCAGGCACAGCUGGAGAAUCCGGGCUGCGACCUCCUCCCCUCUGCCACCGAGGUUGGAGAUGCGAAUGCUGAUGUGGCGGCCAAUGCAGGUCAGGCCUCAUGCCUCAUACAGCAGCGCGCAGAUACCGGCAAAGCCGUCAUCGAGCCGAGGGAUUCGCCUUUCUCUCCUGCACAGUGGCAGUGCAUCUCGCAAUAUGGUGCAAGCGUAGAUGCCGACCUUCCUGGUUUCUCCCGGCAUCUCGAGCAAAGACGCUUCGGAGGUACAGGCAAGGCCCGCUUGGAUGGCUCGGUCAUCUUGGGCGCAGGCUUUGGAACCACCGCGACGCGCUCCCUGGCAGCUUUUGCUCGCCAGCUCGGGCUCGAUGUGCACCACUGCAAGCAGGGGAAAAGAGAAGAAAUCCCAGAGUUCUGGAUGCGGCUGAUGAACAUCACGAGCAUGGUGGACCCUAAGGGCCUGGAUGGCUGCCUUUCCACCCUGGAUGUCGUGAACUUUUCCGAGGCCUUCGACCAGGGCAACGACCUACUCUUGGACACCCCGAUGGCGGAGCAUUUCCUUGACUUCUAUGCCGUGUCACCGCAGUCCAAGGUCAUCCUCACCAACCGCAAUGCAGUGGACUGGGUGAAAGCACGGCUGCAGUGGGAUGAGACCAUGGUCGCCCCGCUCCACAGCCCUUGCGGCAUGAAACUCGCCCCAAUGAGUCCGGAGAUGGCGGUCCGCCUCUACGAGGCGCACAAUCGGCUUGUGCGCUGCAUCGUGCCACCAGAGAAGCUGACUGAGAUCAACGUUUUCGAUGGUUCAACGCUUGAUGUUCCGGCAUUGUCAGAUUUCCUUGGCAAAGGGCGACCGGAGUUUCCGCCACUCUUCCCGCGCGUGAGCGAUCAGCGCUGGGGUGACGAGGCCAAGAAGGACUUCGCCAUUUGUAUCACGGGGCAAAUACGCCGGCUCGAGCUGAAGACGAAGGUCGAGCGCCUUAUUCGGCCUCUCAUGGAAAGCAACUUCCGGGUCGUUGUAGCUCUCGUCUUGGACCCACGUGCCACAGCUUCCUACAUCCACCGUGGUGCAGGAGAGUUGUUUGACGACUUCGUCGUGGUGGACGGCAAUUUCUCAAGCCUGCAGCAGGCAGCCGAGAUGUUCCCGAGCGGCAUCACGCUGCUUGGCGAUGCGUUCAUCCCGCAUGACUAUCCCGUGGAUGCGCGGUAUGUUGAGGACUUGUACAGUCAGUUACCUGAGAUGGGCUUUGGGUAUGCCAGCCACAGGGCGCAGUCACACAUGCGGCAGUGGGAGGCCCUAGAGCGCUGCGGCCAGCUCCUGAUCAGCCCCGUGAGUCACGCGAACUACACGUUGAGGUUGCGGGACGACAGUGCUGUCUUGGAGCCAUUCGUGCCACGCCUCGACUUGCUGGACGAAUCAGGGCUUUAUGCUCCGGCUUGUGGCAGCUUUGGUGGCGUCAACGACAAGUUUGCCUUGAUGGUGGGACGAGGAACAGCUCAGCAUUACUUUGCCCUUUCUCUGGACAUGGUGCGCCAUCGCUUCGAUGAGAUUCACCAGCUCAUGGUGUCGAGUGUACCGCGACGCUGCAACCCGGAGCAUGCACUAAAAAUUAUGUUGGACCUCAACCAGACGAAGAUCAAGACUCUCGAGCCUGAUGACGUACCCAUCGUGCCUUCGAAGAACCUUCGCCGAGACGGAAAGACAUAUCGAUGCAUCUACACCUUGAAUGACGAUUACAACGCCUGCAUUCCGGAUCGAAGUCGUGUACACAUCACGGAUGUUGAAGGAGGAUUCAGCGUCCGCAAAACAGGCUCGCAGCGUGCGCGGCCAGACUUCCUUUGUGACGGCACGGAGCUAGGCUUCUAG
Messenger RNA from Symbiodinium sp. CCMP2592, 2094 nucleotides. NCBI's taxonomy places the organism in Eukaryota, Dinophyceae, Suessiales, Symbiodiniaceae. The record is from the annotation of a GenBank genome assembly.